AUGGCGACACCCGGAACCUUCUCGCUCGGUAUCUCCCCGGAGGAGAAGCUGGCCCUUCCUCUCGACACGCUGAUCCAGAAGGCGAAGAAGGAGAAGCCUAAGGGCACAGCGUCCGACAAGAAGAAGGGGGUUAAGGAGCAGUUAAAGAAGACGCAAGUGAAGAAACCUAAGAAGCAGAGCCACAAACAGCAUAACGUCAAGAAGACGGUGGUCGUGCCCGUGUCCAAGGCAGCUGUACGUUAA
Molecule: messenger RNA, 243 nt
Organism: Phytophthora nicotianae INRA-310
Lineage: Eukaryota; Oomycota; Peronosporomycetes; Peronosporales; Peronosporaceae
Exons: 2
Coding region: 1-243 (80 amino acids)
Source: RefSeq, a predicted model, not a curated record